AUGGUAUCUACUCCGGAGCUAAAGAAAUACAUGGACAAAACAGUAUAUAUUCAGCUCAAUGGAUCGCGAAAGCUGAUAGGGGUACUUCGCGGUUUUGAUAUAUUUCUGAACGUGGUGCUGGACGAUGCUGUCGAGCUCCGUAAAGAUGGUUCGAAGACCCCCAUGGGAUCACAGUCUGUGAUACGGGGCAACUCUAUAGUGUCAGUGGAAGCACUGGAGCCAUUUGCCUGA
Molecule: messenger RNA, 231 nt
Organism: Lachancea dasiensis
Lineage: Eukaryota; Fungi; Ascomycota; Saccharomycetes; Saccharomycetales; Saccharomycetaceae
Source: the annotation of a GenBank genome assembly